AACCUCGUUCACGCCCUACUUCACCUCGUUCUAAUUGUUUAUCACUAUCAAACGAUAAUGAUGCGAGUCAAAAGUAGAAGACAGAAUCGAAGAACCAUUCGUACGUAGAUUAGACAAAUAGAUAGCACGUCGUCGACAGAUUUUGGAGAUAACUUAUGCAGCUGUUCCGCUGGCCGGCUGUAAUACAGAAGUUGCACCAGUGGACGUAUUAGAAGGUGUCAGACUCGCCAGGUUCAACCUCGGCCGUUAAUUUAAUUAAUGAGAUAUCGAGACAUGUCGUUUGCACGUUAAAAUGUCGUAUCAGGAUUCACCUUUCUCGACCAUGUAUGGUCAGGACGAUUACGAUAUCGACGAGGAAGACGACGAGUACUUGCACUUGGAGGAUGAUCGCGCUGUCGAGGAACUGGUCGAGAGCGAUGAAGAUACAGAGGAGGCGAGUGAGACGGAUCUUGGUAAAUCGGAAGAAUACACGGAGAUAAAAGAACAAGUUUACCAGGACAAGUUGGCCAGUUUGAAGAAACAGUUACAGCAGCUGAAGGAUGGAACGCAUCCGGACUACAACCGCAAGUUAAAGAGGUUGGAGGCACAGUACAAAGAAAGAUUACGACUGAACAUAAUUUACCGUGAUUAUUUGACCGAAUGGGUAGAACGGGAUUAUAUAUUGGAGAAGAAAGCAGCGGUGAAAGAAUUCGAAGAGAAGAAGAUUGAUUUGAAGGAGAACUUAUUGACCGACAUGGAGGAGAAGCGGAAAAUGAUAGAAUCGGAUCGGCAUACAAUGGAACUGACGGGUGAUUCGAUGGAGGUGAAACCUGUGAUGACGAGAAAAUUACGAAGGCGACCCAACGAUCCAGUACCGGAGAAAGUAGAGAAACGAAGGAAACCACCCCCGGCACAAUUGAAUUAUUUGUUGGACGAAAAGGAGAUAGAGAGCGAUCUCAAAGCUAUCAGCCGUGGCAAAGUACUGGCUACCGUUCGAAAACCAGUGUUGUCCCAUUACAACGCGGUAAAUAUAUCUUCGCAACACGUUCCUCCACCCUCCGAUACGCCCAUGAUAGAUACCAGAAUAGAGGACGGGAAACUGCUGCACGAAAGGCGAUGGUUCCAUCGCGGUCAACCGGUAUACGUGGAGGGAAAGGACUUGACAAGGUUCGCCGCAAACAUCUCUGCGAUCGGAACCGAGGCCAUUUGGGUGAAGAAAGUUUCGGAUGGGAGCAAAGUGCGAAUAUACAUAUCCCAACUCAGUCGAGGGAAAAUUUCGAUCAAGAGAAGAGCGUCUUAAUUAUUAUUGUGAAAAGGACGGACUUACUCGAGUGUUCAGUAACUCUUAAACUUGUGAUACGUUAGACUUGUAGUUUAUUGGAAUCCUAUUUUCUGGAUUCAAUAUAAUUUUUACUGUGCU
This is a messenger RNA of Ceratina calcarata, 1399 nucleotides long. Its product is annotated as sin3 histone deacetylase corepressor complex component SDS3. The transcript has 8 exons. NCBI's taxonomy places the organism in Eukaryota, Metazoa, Arthropoda, Insecta, Hymenoptera, Apidae. Bases 293 to 1279 code for a protein of 328 amino acids. The record is from RefSeq and is a predicted model, not a curated record.